CGAGGAUGUCCGCGGUCGACUUCUGGCGGCAGCAAGUCGUCCCGGCGCUGCCGCCCUCGCCCUCGCCGCCGUGCACCGCUCCGGGCCGCGACCGGCACGGCACGGGCAACAGCGGCGACUGCUGUGAGAACUCCUGCCUCGAAGAGCGUGACCCGACCGAUCCCGUGUAUGCCCUCUACUCGCUCGUUGUCGUAUGCCGCUCCGCGUGUCUCCCGAUGCCGCCUCCGUCGCCGCUCCCACCCGCUCCGCCCGCGCUGCCGCCCGCGCUGCCUGCGCCGCCGUCGCCGCCGCCACCGCCGUCGCCGCCGCUGCCCUGCACAGCGGGCGGGAGUGACGUGUGGGCGACGGGAGAGCGGGUUCCCUGCUGCAAGCCCUGGGUAGAGCAGUUCGUGCCCCGGCCGGGCCACAAAGGACCGCUCCGCCUCAUGUGCUUCGAGCUCGGACACGCCGGCGCCUUUCUCGACGCCGCCGCCGCCUUCGCCACCACCGCGCCGCUGCCGCCGCUGCCGCCGCUGCCGCCGCUGCCGCCCUCUCCGCCUUCACCGCCAGCGCUCUGGCCACUGCCUCUGCCGCCGCCGCCGGUCCUGCCGCUGCCGCCGCCGCUGGUGCUGCCGCCACCCCCACUGCCGCGGCCGCCGCCGCCAUCGCCGUCGCCGUCGCCACCCCCGGCGCCCCCGCCGCACCCGCCCGGCGACAGCGACGUCGAGACGGCGGCGCCGCCGAUCAACUCGGGGACGCCGCUGCAGCACGUGUUUGGCGUGAGAGUGGACGUGGGGUACUACGAGACGGUGACGUGGCUGGAGCAGCAGCCGAUUGGCAUCGCCGCCUCCCUCUUCCUCGCUGCUGCAGCGUGGGCCCUCCUCCUCGCCGCCGGCUGCUGCUGCUGCGCCGUGCGGCCGCGUAGGCCUCCACAUGCCUCGUCGCGACGGGCGCCAAGGUCGGCCGGCCGCCGCCAAAACUCGCGCGAGGAAGCGGCGAGGAGGGAGGAGAGGCGGUGGGAGCGCACGGCGCUGCAGGCGGCGGAGGCGGCGGAAGUGGCGGCGGAGGCGGAGGCGGAGGAGGAGGCGGCGAAGGCGGAGGCGGAGGCGGAGGCGAGGGCGGCGGCGGAGGCGAGGGCGGCAGCGAGGGCGAGGAGAGACGCCGCGCCCGCCGCCGGCGCCGAGCGACGUGGGCUAGGCGCUGCUCGCCCGUACGCCGUAACCGUCCCGAACUCCGCCUUUGGUUUGGACGCGGCGGACGAGGCCGCCUACUCCUCCAGCGGCUGCUCCUCGGUAUGGUCGGAGCGACACGCUCCCGCCUAUUCAUAGCCGCGCCUGUUGUUUGUUUCUGUGUGUAUCCGCGCUCUUGGCGCGAUUACGAGAGGGACUAGUGUGUCGCACUUGGUAGCUUUCGUAAAACAUUUCCAAAUUCGGA
Molecule: messenger RNA, 1413 nt
Organism: Emiliania huxleyi CCMP1516
Lineage: Eukaryota; Haptophyta; Isochrysidales; Noelaerhabdaceae
Exons: 7
Coding region: 6-1307 (433 amino acids)
Source: RefSeq, a predicted model, not a curated record